UAAAUAGUGUGGUAGAGAUAUACUAUUCUUGGAAAGGAGUCUCCCUGUCAGGCGAAGCUCCUGACAAGAAAUAAGACUUGCUAUAAAUAGUGAAGCAAAAGAAAAUUGUGUUGCGCCCCCUAGUCAAAAUUGUAUAAGAAAAUGUGACAUAUUUUAAUAAAUGUAAUUUUCUUCUGCCAGACAUGUUGGCAAAGAUGGAGCCAAGAGCCGGUGGGAGCUGUGAUCUUCCCGAGGAGUCUCUUAGUGACCAUUAUGACAUCCUCAAUAUCAUCAGUUACGGCAGGAUGGGCAAGAUAUAUUUAGCGGCUACGCGAGUGACGGGGAUGGAGGUAGCUCUGAAGGCUAUAUGCCGAGACAUGUGCAGGCGAAGGGAUGUCCAGCGUGAAUACCACUAUGCUUCACACCUCAACCACCCGAACCUGGCCUCUGCCACUGCCCGGCUCUUCCAGACAGAUCUUUACAUUGUGUUCCCCAUUGAAUAUGCGCCCUAUGGGGAUCUGUGGUCUCAUCUGAGUUCAAGAACCAUCGAUGAGGUACAAACUCGUUGGGUAGCGGAGCAAGUAGCCAGUGCCCUAACUUAUCUCCACGGGUUCCAGCUGGUGCACGGAAGCAUCACCCCUGACAACAUCCUCAUCUUCAGACCCAACCUUUCAAUAAUCAAGGUCACUGACUUUGGCUCUACAUGUCGGGGUGGAACAUUUAUGCGCCGUCAGCAUUUAGCUGGACCAUAUAGCCCACCAGAGCUGAGUCGUGGGGAGGGUGCUGAGGGCUAUUAUACUGGAAUCUCGCUUGACUCGUGGGCUUUGGGUAUUCUCAUCAUUCAUUGCUUAACAGGAAGCAAACCUUGGGCCACUACUGAUGUUACCGACCCUGAAUAUGCUGCCUUCCGAAACUGGCAACAGGUAAAGUCUAUCAGGGUGCCAAGGACUUUCAAAAGGUUCACUGUUCGUCUCCUACGUCUUCUGCGUCGUCUCCUCGAACCACAUGGAUGGGCACGAUAUCCUGCUAAGGAAGUAUUCAAGUACCUAGAAGAUGACUGGUUGAUAAAAUCCCGUGACAGGAGUGACAGUCAAGAUUUCAAUUCAUCUCUGGUGUUGAUGCACCACCCUCAGUCAUACUCUUCAGUAAAUGAAGACCCAAAGGACCCACAGCAAGAAUGUGACACUCGGGAGCAGCCAUCACAAGGCAGGGUCUCAAGCCCAAGACGUUUCUUGGCUGAACUUCUACGGUUCACUUCCCCGAACUCCUCGGCCAAGCACCGCCGAAAAAAUCACUCGUGGCACAAAUCCUCAUGCUCCUCAUCAUCUUCCUCAUCCUUCUCAUGGCUCAACUCUUCUUCCUCCACAUCUUCAUUCAGUACCUCAACCAAUUAUUCAUCUGUGUGAUUUUGGUGAUAUGCUGUUACAACAGAAUCAAAAUAAAACUCGAGUACAAGUACCAUACAGUACAGUAUAUAAUGUUUUGUUAAUAUAAAUGCGCUAAUGACGCUUCUGUAAAAUACAAGAGCUAUAUAUAAAUGGUUAACUGUACAGUUUAAUAAUCAGAGGGUAAUUAAUUGCCUUUAGAUAUUAGAUACACCAUUCAUAAGUUUGUGGUUAUUACAAGUUAAUAUACUUGAAGUCUAUCAUCUUUAGUGUUCUCAACGGGAACAGGAAGCUAGUGACUUGUCAAUGGUCUUCCCAUUAUUCCUGAGAAUUUGUCUACUUUUACUCUGAACAAUAGUGCAAUUCUGGCAAUUUAGGCCUCGUAAGACAGUCUAUUGGUUAAUUUAUUACCCUGUGAUUGAAAAAAACAUUUCCUGUUGUCUGUCCUUUAUUGUAACUUGUGAGUUACAUUGGACCUUUUAUAGCAGUGAUUUGGAUUAAUGUCUUCCAUUUGUCCAGUAUUUUAAAUGUCUCACUAAGAUCAGCCCCGGUCAUGUCAGACUUACAGUGUUAUUAUAGUGAGGGCCCUCAACCUUUUCAGGAAUGAGAGGCGAUUUAGUUCUGGGGUGAUUUUUGUCUUUCUGUGCUAAAUCCUUUUCUGAGCGGUUAUCUUUUUGAAAAUGAGGUCUUAAUGCAUGGAAACUUUUAUCCAAAGGGGAGUUUAGCCAGCCUGUGAUGUACCCUUGGUGUGGCUCGUGCCCAUGACAUUAGGAAAGUAUAUCGUUCUUCGGCUGUGUUGAUGAAUAUGUCCAAAAUUUCUAUUUUGAAUGAACAGUAUGUUAAAAUUGAUGAAUGCAUCUUUGAGGUCGACUGCUGGAUGAAAUGGACUUGGUCUGAGGACGGGUUAUUGUUUUGAUAUUUUCUAUUUCUGGUUACCUUCCUCUUCACUGAGAAGGUAAAAGAUGGAGUGUCUUCACUGUCGUUCCCUUGAGACAGAAAAGAUGCUAGAAGGAAAAAUAUAUCAGAAAUAGAUUUUUCUGUGUUUGUGUGCUGCAAAGGUCAUAGGUUCUGGAAGUCUAAUUAUUGUUCCUUAAGUAAAGGUUAUAGUAUUUCAGCAUAAGAAUUUAAAGUAAUGUUUACCACAGUUCAGCCUCUCAAGGAAGAACAGCUAUAUAGAAGGCCUAAAAGAAUUUAACUAAAGAGGGAUACAAUAUUCAGGUUUACAGUAUUACCGGGUAAAUCCUUUGGUAUAUGCUCAUGUGCAACUAAUACAAUGUAUAUUUGAGCAGGAGAGAUGCUUUGUAUUACAAUUCAAUAACAGUAACAUAUAUCGGUGUAUUUAUGUAAGCAUUUCUGUGGAAGUAUUAAUGUACAGGCCAAAAUACCAUAUUAAAUUCAUGUCGAAGCUUCACUCGGCCGCCAUUUCCAUCUCGAUCAAACCUCACAGCACUUCCACCUUACACGUUGUAUAACAGUUAAUGCCUCUUGCCUAUCCCCUUUUGUACAAUACCGAUUUGAUGUAAAAGGUGGAUAGGCCAACUUGCCUUACUUUACCUUUAGACCACUUUAUAUUUGUAU
Procambarus clarkii (red swamp crayfish) is the source of this 2942-nucleotide messenger RNA. RefSeq names its product serine/threonine-protein kinase meng-po. The record is from RefSeq and is a predicted model, not a curated record. Gene Ontology annotation, biological process: peptidyl-serine phosphorylation; peptidyl-threonine phosphorylation. Lineage: Eukaryota; Metazoa; Arthropoda; Malacostraca; Decapoda; Cambaridae. Gene Ontology annotation, molecular function: ATP binding; protein serine/threonine kinase activity.